Messenger RNA from Monodelphis domestica (gray short-tailed opossum), 1688 nucleotides. RefSeq names its product olfactory receptor 13C7-like. Gene Ontology annotation, cellular component: membrane. NCBI's taxonomy places the organism in Eukaryota, Metazoa, Chordata, Mammalia, Didelphimorphia, Didelphidae. Gene Ontology annotation, biological process: G protein-coupled receptor signaling pathway. The record is from RefSeq and is a predicted model, not a curated record. Gene Ontology annotation, molecular function: olfactory receptor activity; G protein-coupled receptor activity.
CAAUCAUAGAUUUAGUUAUACACUAGAGAUAUAAUAAAAUUCUUGAUGGUAGUAAUAUAACAAAAUCAUUUAUGUUCUAUUUCUUCAGAAUGCCUGAGAGUAAAAGAAAACUUUAAAAAAUGGAAGGGGCAAAUCAAACCACUGUGACAGAAUUUGUCCUGCUGGGCCUCUCCGGCCACCCAAUGUUGGAGACCGUUUUCUUUGUGCUGGUCUUGUGGAUGUAUUUGGUAAUCCUUCUGGGCAAUGGUAUCCUCAUCAUAGUAACUGUCUAUGACUCCCACCUACACACACCCAUGUACUUCUUCCUUGGUAACCUCUCCUUCCUGGACAUUUGUUAUACAACCUCUUCUGUACCCCUAGUUCUAGACAGUUUCCUCACCCAAAGGAAAACCAUUUCCUUUUCUGGUUGUACAGUACAAAUGUUUUUAUCCUUUGCUAUGGGAGCAACUGAGUGUGUGCUCCUGAGUAUGAUGGCAUUUGACAGAUAUGUGGCGAUCUGUAAGCCUCUGAGAUACCCUGUUAUCAUGAGUAAGGGUACUUAUGUGUCAAUGGCCACUGGCUCCUGGAUAGCAGGGGCAAUCACCUCUACAGUGCAAACCUCUCUUGCAAUGAAAUUGCCCUUUUGUGGAGAUAAUGUCAUUAAUCAUUUUACAUGUGAAAUCCUGGCUGUCCUCAAACUGGCGUGUGCAGAUAUCUUACCUAAUGUGAUUAGCAUGACAGUUGCGGAUAUAAUUUUUCUAGUUUUCCCAGUGCUAUUCAUUUUUACUUCUUAUGUUUUUAUCCUUUCCACCAUCCUGAGAAUCCCUUCAGCAGAGGGGAGACGCAAAGCCUUUUCUACCUGCUCAGCCCACCUGACUGUAGUGAUUAUAUUCUAUGGAACUAUCUUCUUCAUGUAUGUGAAACCCAAAUCUAAGGAUUCUCUUGGAGUAACCAAAGAAGAUGUUACUGACAAGUUCAUCUCUAUGUUCUAUGGUUUGGUGACACCUAUGCUCAAUCCCUUGAUUUAUAGCCUGAGGAACAAAGAUGUGAAGACAGCAGUGAAGCGUUUGCUGGGUCAAAAGAUCUUCACUAAGUAAAGUCAGAUGACCUAUAUCUGAUCCUUGGGAAGGAGAGAACAUUUAUGCAAAGAUAUACUUGAGAAAUAUUUAAAAGAUAAAAUACUUUUAAACAAAAAGAUUCUGUACAACAAAACAAAGAACUUUUUUUUGAUUUAGCACUCAUUACAAAUGUUAUUGUAGACAACAGACUAAAUUUUUAAAGCCAUUUCAUGUAAGAAACACUUCCUUGUGAAGGUACACAUAAGUAUGGCAUACAAAGUGUGGAUAAGUUUGACCCUGAAGAAAUAAUUUAUCUUCAACUAUUCUCUUCUGUCAUUAUUAUUCAAUUAUGUUCAUGUUGCCUCCCUUAAUUAUUUCAACCUGACCAAUAUAAAAGCCUGCAUAAAAUUUCAAACAACCAAUUAAACUAAAUAAUAGGAAGACACAUAGAUCUGAGAUCUUUGAGAAAGAAAAUUGGGAUCAAAAAGAGAAAUGUGAAAGUUGAGCCUUGAAUGAGAAAAUUAUACCUCAUAAAUUAGUAGGUUCUUAGUGCUUAAUUGGAUCUGAAUUUGACAACAUUUUUUCCAACUAUCUAAUAACAAAAAGACAUUGUCUAUGAAUUCUUUUUUAUCUUUCACUCUUGUAGAUAAA